Lytechinus pictus (painted urchin) is the source of this 8948-nucleotide messenger RNA. RefSeq names its product DNA replication ATP-dependent helicase/nuclease DNA2-like. Gene Ontology annotation, cellular component: cytoplasm. The record is from RefSeq and is a predicted model, not a curated record. NCBI's taxonomy places the organism in Eukaryota, Metazoa, Echinodermata, Echinoidea, Temnopleuroida, Toxopneustidae. The transcript is spliced from 30 exons. Gene Ontology annotation, biological process: replication fork reversal. Bases 249 to 5243 code for a protein of 1664 amino acids. Gene Ontology annotation, molecular function: single-stranded DNA helicase activity; 5'-flap endonuclease activity.
ACUCUGAGAAUGGUACCGGUAUGUCGCCAGCUACGGCUGAGAACGAUACAAUUACGCGCGUUCUUCAAAGAUUUAAUGCUCACGGGAAAAAUUAGAAGUUGACGUUUUUCUACGCUACGGUUGCCGUUCCGAUGGUGUAUUCAACUAAAAUAGAAUAAUGAAAAGAUUGCAUGAAUCCAUGAGCUACCUGUACAGUACAUGUGCAUAGAUGUUUAGUCUGAUGACUUUGACCAACAUCCUGUGGAAAUAUGGGCAAACCAACCAAGACAAGACCACCCACAAAGGGGAAUGGUCAGUCUAUGCAUGGACACCAGUCUUCAUUGGAUAGCUUCUUCAAAAAGAAAUCAGAGCUACCAUCCCCUCUUUUUACUCAAGUUAUAUCGACUUCACAAAAAGGUUUUAAGAAGCAGAAAGACCCGAAAUCCUCUAUAUGUAAGAAGCCUGCUCCUAUUGCACCUGCCAAGGAAUUCAAACGACAGCCUGCUUCAUCACUGCCUAUAAUAGACCCACAAGAUGUUCUAGUUAUACCAGCAACCCCAGAAUCUGUACAGUCAAGUACAAAAGAUUGCUUCCAGUCACCACCUGCUGUUAACAACCAAGAUACAACUGAUUCUCCUUUCUCACAAAUCAUCAUUCCAGACACACCAGACAAUGUUAUUCCAAAGAAGAGGCCAUUUACCAGUCUCCUCAAUCACAGUAGGGAUAUCUCGGGAAGUACCUUCAAAGUAGAUGAUUUCAGCAGGAAGGACUCCUCAAACAAAUCAAAAUGUGGAAGAGACAUUGAGAGAAUCCCUUUACCUCUUCUCCAAGCCACCAAUGCGGAACUGCCAAAGACAAAAGUGAAUUUAAAAGGCUCUUUGGUAAAGAAUGAUAGAAAGAUUGAUCAAAACUGCUCAAAAGGCAAAAAGGAACCAAGUGCUUCUGGAGAAGAUAAUAUGAUUGCUAUUAGUGAAAGAGAUAAUAAAACAAAGCCAUCUAACAAACUGAGCAGGUUGUCAAGAAAAGGCAACAAGUUAGCAAAGGCUAGUAAAGAGGUUUUACCAAAACCAACUACUGGACUAGAAAAUGAAGAAUGUAAGGUAGAAGCAGUGGACGACCGAUUGGAAGAACUUGAGGAUCGUCAUGUAAAUAGGAUUGAGAUCAAACCAGCUGUGUGCAGGGUAAGGAACUCCUCAAAGAAGAAUACAUCAAAGCUGAGUCUAUCAAGGAAAGUCCAGAAACAAUUGCUGGAUACAACUGUCAGAGCUGUCAAGAGAUCACCUAGCAGAGGAAACUCCCCAUAUUCAAAGCGAUUCCAGGAUUCUGUAUGCACCAUCGACGACAUGGAUCAUGACAGAAAAGACAGGGUUAAGAAAUCUCUCCUUGAAGAGUAUGGAGUUGACAGUCAUCUUGCCAAAGAAGUGCUACCCUGUCCUCCAAAGGAAGAGCCAGAAGAGUUCAUCUCAGUUAUUCCAGAUUCCUGCCCAACACAAAUGGCAAGGGAGCAAGAUGCAUUGAUCAUUCCAGACACCUGCCCUAUGGUGGAAGAUACACCGGAAAAGAGCAUUCCUAAGGUUUCAGGAUCUCUGAUCUCUGAGACAGUAAGUUUAUCUGUAGAAAGCCCAAGUUUACAAGUUUCAUCAACUCAGGAAAAAGAACACAAAGUGCAAUAUGAUUCCUACACUGCCAGUAAAAAUGAUUUAACUUCAGAACAACAGAGUGUUCUGCAGGAGAAUAUAGAGUGUGGAGUAAAUAAUGAUGAUGAUGUCAGUUUAGGGGAAUCAUAUUAUAAACCUGCUCAUUCCAGUGAAGCUACCAGUACAAUGGCAGCAAAGAUAAAGAUACCCAAGAACCAUGUUCAGACAGGACCUAUAGAUCAUCUAGAUGCCCAUAAAAUGGAUAAAACAGCAUCCAAAGCUCUGGAAAUAGACAUCAUGCAAGACAGUUCUGUAGCAUUUGAUUCCAAGGAUUUCAGUACUCCAAAUGAAACUCAAAGUGGAAAGAUUGAUCAUGGAACUAAUAUCAGCAGUCCAGGAACAGCUGCCCUCUUAGAAGGACUGGAUGACUCAUUCCUGGAUGGCAUCAAUUUAGAUGAAUUGGAUAACAUGCAAGAUGGCAAGGUUGAAGGAAAUGCGAUUUCCAAUAUUGAUAAAAAGUUUCGUGAGUUUUCACCAUUUAAGAUGAAACCUGGAGCAGACAGCAAGCUCAAUCAACCUCUUGUUGACCUUUGCCGAUACGUUGUGACAGGUGUUCAGGACAACAUCAAUAAUAAGAGGCUGAGUGUAAGGAGUAUGUCAGACCAGAGUGAUAAGUUCUGCAUCCUCAAGGACACAUGGCAAGACUCCCUUGUUGAAGAGGGUAUGGUGAUUGCUAUCCAUGGGACGUUUAGUGCUGAUGGUAUAUGUGAGCUCAACAAUCAAUCAGGCUAUCUUAUUAUCAACCCUGAUCAUUUACUCACUGGAACAGCAGUGUCAAACAGCAUCAGGUGUAUGAGAAGAUCUGUCUUGAGUGAAAAUUUUAAGGGACUGGAGAGAGGGAAUCGUGCCAUGCUUCUUGGGUCUCUGCUUCAUGAAGUCUUUGAUCAGGCCAUUUUGAAGAAUCAGUUUCAAAAACCCCAUCUAAUGCAGAUUGCCCGUGAUAUACUCAAGCAGCCUGCAUUCCUCUGUGACAUGUACUCAUUGAAAGUAGAUGAGGAAAACCUACUAGAGGAGGUGGAAGAAUAUGCUGAUACUAUUAAAAGAUGGAGUGAUUCCUAUCUGGGAUCAAAGCCUCGGGGCAAUGUUGACAUCAAAUGGCCUGGCUCCUUCAAGUCUGAGAAUUGUAACAUGAGUGUUAGCAAGGUAACAGAUAUUGAAGAGACUAUCUGGUCCCCUAGGUGGGGUGUUAAGGGAAAGGUCGAUCUUACGGUAGAGGUCAAGAUUCACAGACCAUCUUGUUCACAAUCUGUUGAGCAUGCUAUGCCUCUAGAACUGAAAACAGGCAGGGAGACCAACUCUAUUGAACAUCGUAGCCAGUUGAUACUGUACAGUCUGAUGCUAGGUGACCUUCAAACGACCUCUGACCUUGGGUUUCUUCUCUAUCUCAAGACGGCAGCGAUGAAAUCUGUUCCUGCUAACCAUAUGGAUAAAAGAGAGCUCAUCCAUCUACGUAACCAGCUGGCCUUCUACCUCUCCCGGACUGCCAGGUCAAUGACCACAUCCACUGCCCCUUCCUCAGCUGACUGGCCAUCCCAAACUAAACCUAAUCUCAUCCCACCGGUCCUCCCAGAACCAAUCCGUGAUGAUUUCUCCUGUAAGCGAUGCGCUCAUCUCCAAGCCUGUAGCAGCCUUCACAAAUUGCAGGGUUCCCCCACCCAGCUACCUUCAUCUGUUCAAGAUCUAUUCAAUGAAAGCAUUGAACAUUUACAAGACUCACACCUCCAGUAUUUUGCUCACUGGUAUCUACUCUGCUGCCUGGAGCUUGAGGCCACAAAGAAGAGGAACAAAAGUAAAAACAUCUGGUGCAAGGAGUCUAUUGAGAGAGAGAAAGAUGGUGAAUGUUGGAGUAACAUGGAGUUCAUGAGCUCAACACCUAGAGAUCAACAGAAUGGAGGAUUUACACUGGCCUUUAGAAGAAAACAAGGAGUGAAAGGAUGUUCAGCAGCCAGCUUGGAUAAAUGCUUGAUGAGAAAUGGUGACAGGGUAGUCAUUAGCAUUGAAGGGAGUAGAAGAGUUGCUAUCUGUGUGGGGUUCAUUGAUACAAUUACUAAAACAGAUAUCAAGAUUAGCUCAGACAGCCAAUUGAAGAAGGAUGGCAAAGAAAGCACUCUUUAUCGUAUUGACAAGGAUGAUAGCUACAACAGCAUGGCAGCUAGUAUGGUCAAUCUUACCAAACUCAUGAAACCUGAACAUACCAAGUUACAAAACAUUGUGAUCAAUAAACAGCCGCCUACAUCUAUCAAGAAACCCAACUUGCCUUCUCGAGCCAGAGGUGAGGUAGCAAUAAUUAUGAAAGACUUGAAUGAAGACCAACGUGCUGCUAUCAAGGCUGUCCUUCGAAGCCAAGACUAUACUCUCAUCAUUGGCAUGCCUGGCACAGGUAAAACAACCACCAUAGUAGCGCUUGUGAGAAUCCUUGUAGCAUGCGGUAUGUCUGUUCUUCUAACCAGCUACACUCACUCUGCUGUAGAUAACAUACUACUCAAACUACUCAAGUACAAGAUUGAUAUCUUACGCCUUGGAGCACAGCAUAACAUCCAUCCUGAAUUGAGAGAUUUCUCCGAUAGCAAACUAAUGAAGGAAGCAUCGGGCGUAUCACAACUGGCUACACAGAUGGAGAGAAAGAAAGUAGUUGCAACAACAAGCUUGGGUAUGAAGCAUGCCCUCUUCACCCGGCAUAGCUUUGAUGUGUGUAUCGUAGAUGAAGCAUCUCAGAUCAGUCAACCUGUAUGUCUAGGACCACUCUUCUCUGCUUCCAAGUUUGUUCUUGUAGGAGACCAGUGCCAGCUACCACCUCUAGUACAAAGCUCCAGAGCGAGGGAUCUUGGUAUGGAUGAAAGCCUCUUCCAGAGACUGGUGUCAGCUCACAGCUCAAAUGCUAUGAGCCUCAGUCUUCAAUUCAGAAUGAACUAUGAAAUAAUGGCUAUAUCCAAUCACAUGGUCUAUGAUGGAGCAAUGAGAUGUGGCAAUGAGGCAGUUGCCAAAGGAACUGUCUCUUUGCCUAACUGGGAUACAUGGUGUAAGGAAUCCUGUGAAGAUGCCUGGUUAGAAGAUGCAGUAGAUCCUAAAACCGUUGUGUCCUUCCUCAAUACUGAUCAAGCCUGUGGUCCAACGGAUGAAGCGUCUCCAAGCAACACCAAUAGGCUUGAAGCCAUCCUGGUCAGGAGUAUUGUAAAGAGCCUCAUGCAAGCUGGUUGCACUGCUACUCAAAUUGGAGUCAUCUCACCAUACCGCAGGCAGUGUCAGCUACUCACCUCUACACUCGCCGACCUAGGGUCAAAGGUCAAAUCACUAGAGGUCAACACAGUGGACAAGUACCAAGGUCGUGAUAAGGAUGUCAUUGUUGUGUCUUUCUCUCAUAGCACGGCUGAUUCUCAGGGUGGAUCUAUUCUAAAUGAUCUUCGUCGACUCAAUGUUGCCAUGACGAGGGCCAAGCACAAGUUGCUUUGGAUUGGUAGCCUCAAGUGCCUGUCACAGUUUCAACCUGUCCAGAAACUAAUUGCAUUCAUGCAACAGCAUCAACUAAUCAGAAAUCUCCCUCAUGAUGCCGGAAAGCAGACAACCUGACAAGACUCCUGAUUAUCUAACAUGUGGUGAUAGAUGGUACUCCAGGAAAAGUUCAGGCAAGCAAGUGGCAGAUCCCUUUCAUAUUGCUAUUUAAUGUCAAGAAUUAUUGAUGGUUUAAUGAUGAAAAAUAUUUUUUUAGAUGGUGUUUGUGAGUAACUUGGAAGACUUUCAAAAUCAGUUGUCAGACUGGUUCUAUGGUAGAUGGUGUGAAGAUACAUCCAUCAGUGAAUUGGCUAGGUUUGUAUGUCUUCUUAAGAGGAGCGAAUUCUACAAAAGAAUGGUGCUGAUAUCAUACCUCUAUUACACCUUUAUAUCAAAAUACAUGAAUAACAUCAUUAUAACACCAUACCUACAUGACAUCAUUAUAGCACUUACCUUGAUAAUACUUACCGGUACAUGGCAUUAGACAUAUCAGUAUUUUGCAAGUAUACAAGUUUUCUGGAGUACAUCUACCAGAAAGCAGUAAAUGGUGUCAAAUAUUUUCUUUUAUAUUCUUCACCAGUCUGUAUCACACAACAUUGUCACUGUUUUCUCAGUCACCACAAGGGAAGUCACUUGUGGGAAAGAUGACAAUACUUGGAGCUAUCAGAUUCUCAUUUUACUUAGGCAGAUGUUUUACAAAUUUGACUGUUAAAAGAUUGCCCUUCAAAUGUCCUCUAAUUAUAGUGGCUUGUGGGAAAAAAGUCACAGCUGACUUGAUCGGGUCGACCACUAGUGUGUAGUCCCAUAUAUACAUUUAUGUGCUCACUGCAUGUGGCUGUCAUCAGAAUAGAGUCAUUUUUUUAUCACUUCAGUAUUUCCCAAACAAGAGAGCAAGCAAACAUUAGUUUGUUAUUGGUGCAUGAUGCACUUUGAAACCCUUUUUGAAAAGCACUUUAUAAAUAUUAAGCAAAUCACUGUUGAUAAAGAUGAUGGGAAAAAUGGCUUCCGGGGCAAGCAGGAUAUCAAUAUCUUUCCAAAGCGAAGCUGAGGAAAGAUAGCGAGUACAUCCAGCUGCCGAGGAAGUGAUAGUUUGCCUCAUCACCUGAAAUCAAGAGGUGAUUAUAUGCUUUAUAUGCCACAUCUGGAACCACUUUAAAAAGAGAAAUUGAUAGUCAUACAUCUCUAUGAAAUGGAGGUUUGAUUUUACAAAAUCAAGAUUUUCUAAGAAAACCAAAAAAAUCACUCUGAUAUGCUUAUUUUAGUGCUUGUGCAUAUUUAAACUGCAUGCAAGUAUUUAGAUCUUGAGUCAAGUAAGAUGGUGACACAACAUUUGCUCCUGUGACAAUUGCUCCAGGCUUAAUUUCGUCUAAGAUGUAGGGUUAGGGUACGGGUUGCAAUAGGUUUAUAUGUUGGAUUUAGGGUAGAGUAUAGUGUUAGGUCCAGAGUUAAUCAUUAAAUUAGUGUGUAAAAUCUAGAGCGGACGAUGCAUGUUCAUUUUGCGCAAAGUUUUACUGCUAGUGCUUAUGUACACUUUGCACAUGCAUAUAGAUCUUCAGCGAUCAUCACUACAUGUGGAGUAAGAUGGAACAAAAAGCAUUGCGUUGCAUUGACCUAUUUAUUUCUUGUGUACAAUGUGUUAUGACCCUUUGGGGAGAAGUGGUCAGCGAAACACAGAAGUUCCAUCACCACGAGUGAUGCUUAAUAGGUAGGCUACACUUUAUAAUGUGUUGAUUUUCGACCAAUCCUAUAGCAAGAUUCUUAGUAUCUGAAUAUUAAAUGCAUUAUUAUUAUCAUUAUGAAUAGUACUACUAUUAUAUGUCACACCGCCAGUAUUGGACAUAUUCUUCCAUAUUUCAGUCUCUUGACCUUCUUGAAUACUACAUUGUCUGAUGCCCAUUAUGUCAAUGCAGGGACAACUAGUUGCCUGUAUUCACUAAGUUUAUAUUUAUAUGAGCAAUAAUUUAUUCAUGUGCAUGUGUAAUCAUCCAGUACUAGAGCAAGUAAUCUAUGCAAAUAUGAUCAUUGUACUCACAUACUCUAUGCAAUGAGCUUGCACAUGCUUUUAAGAUUAAGUAUGGUAAACGUGUUAUCAUUGAGGGUUUUUUUUCUGUCUUUUUUUUGGUCAAAUUUGACAACUUUAGACGACUUGUGAAUAGGAGAAUAAGAUUUUGACACGGAUGAACUACAUGUAAUUCAAUUAAUAGAAAAGUUUUUAAAAAUACAUGAAUUUGAUAAAUAGGAAAGAUGAUAAGUAGGACAUUUGAAUUUUCAAAUGUGUGAUAGAAAAUUUAACUUAUAUUACUUAUCAAUGUGUGAGAUUAAAAAAAAAAAGAGAUUUAUAUAGAAAGAGACUUUGUGAGAGAAAUUUGUUAUUUAAAUUACAGUAUUUAUUGCCCAAAUGAUAUUGUGUAAUAGAUGUGAAUGAUUGGAUCUUAGCACUGCGAUAAGAAGGAUUGCAUUUGUGAUCUAAUUUACAUUAAUAUUUCUUAUUAAAUAGAUCUCAGUUACAGUAAUCAUUACGGUGAAGAAUUGGAGUGUGAGAUUUAUCCUGAUUAGAUAAUUUUAACAAUCCAUCCUUUUAGUGACUGAGAUUUACCAAAGACCUGGAACCUUCUGCCUUCCUGCCAGGCUGUAAUGUGAAGGGUAGUACUACAUAUUAUGUUAUGCAGUGCCCAUUGGAAGAUCAGGCUGUACUAUUGAAAGAAAGCCAAUUUCAGACUGGUUUGCAGUGGUAAAGGUAUUUUAAUCCAUGAAAGACAGCCUCGCUGCAGAGACAUAAAUAAUAAAAAUACAAUGUAAAUACAUAUUGAUAAAAUAACAUCAUAUGACCCAUGUAAAACAUUUAUUCCAUGUGAUAAUUUACAAUUAUUUCAAUAAAUAGUUUAUACAAUAUUAUGAUUAUAAGUCUCAAUAUGACAUUUCUUUAUUCUUGCUUCACACAUAAGGGUUGAUAAAAAUAUACAUAUAUAUCAUCCAUAACUAAACUGCAGUUUGGAUAAAAAAUGCAAAAAAACAAUUCCUGCAUAUUACAUAAUAAAAAGACAGGUUUUAUUGCAAUACGAUCCAAUUAAAAUAACUCACCGCCCACACCUCUCAGUAUCUCUGGUUUAAUGCACUCUGGUAAUUACAGUAUUGUUAUGUUGAGCUAAAGGGAAAAUAAAACAAACUACAAUCAACAUCAUGAAACAGAUCUGACGGUAAGUGGUUACAGUCGCAUAUUAGUGUAAAAACAUUUAUAAAAAUCUUAACUUCAGAGGCAUAAAAUAUGUCAGUUUACAUAUUAAAAAUUCAUAUAAAGUAAUCCCAUAGGCAUCAAUAAUUAUUUAGUAAGAGUAAAAUACAUGAUCACACAAAGUUUACAAGUAUACAGUAGUAUAAUAACAAUAAUAAUUAACUCACUUGUACUUUGACUGAAACUAACACGGGAAGACAACCUUCUUCUUCAAAAGCUCAAUCUCUUCUGCCCUCUUCCCGCCAAUUUGUGCUCUAGCUGGCUUCAAAAGAAAACCUCCUACAGCUAUUGGGGGUACAUUAUUGCUACCCCCAACUGACUCUUGAUUGGUCAAGAGAUCAACCCAGCCAAGUAUAUCCAGGGAUGCUUAAAUGCAUAUUUGAAUACACUUUGAACAAUAGCCAUUGUUCACCAAACUACAGCAAAUUUAAAUAGCCUGAUGCAACCCAAUGGGGGUAGCCAUUUUCACAUUACAACAAAUUUCCCCCCAAUUAAUGAAAUUGCCUGGCAAUACAUUAAUUAAGCAAUAAAUAAUUCAAACCGCCAAUCAC